UUUUCUUUACAUUUUCCUUCCCCGUUUAUUAUUUUUUAUCAUUAUUGUUCAACUCUCCCCGAAUCUCCUACUCCUCCUCCUUUUUUUCCCUAAUUGUUAUUCCAAAAUCACUUCUCUCUCUCUCUCUCUCUUCCCCAAAUUCCCAAAUUUUUUUUUCCUCAUCGAUUUGGUUUUUACUGACUCUGGAGCGAAUCCAAGGCGCGGAGUUUCCGUGGAUGAAUCGCGGUUUUGAGAGGCGGGUUUUGGGUCAAAAUCGCGUCUUUGGAUCGGAAACAGUGGUUGAUGUUGCGAAUUUGGCGAGGGGAUUGAAGUAGAAGCAGCGCUGCGGAGGGUGUUUUUAUGGCGGGGUUAUGCUGCUUCAAGAGUUCCUGUACUGAGUCGGCAGAUCAACCUUCAAGCGAUGCUGGCAAAGGGAAAAGCACUCAAGGCCGCAUAAAAGUGAACUAUGGAUUUAGUCUCAUAAAAGGGAAGGCGAAUCAUCCAAUGGAAGAUUAUCACGUCGCCAAAUUUGUAUCAAUGAGGGGGCACGAGCUUGGUCUAUUUGCUAUCUUUGAUGGCCAUUUAGGAGAGAGUGUACCAGCUUAUCUACAAAAGAACUUGUUUGCCAAUAUUCUGAAUGAGGAAGAUUUUUGGACGGACCCGCAAAGGGCAAUUUUCAGAGCCUAUGAGAAAACCGACAAGGCAAUUCUUUCUCACAGUCCCGACCUGGGGCGAGGUGGAUCAACUGCUGUUACUGCUAUUCUCAUAGAUGGUAGGAAGUUGUGGGUAGCUAAUGUUGGUGAUUCGCGAGCAGUUCUUGCGAAAGGUGGGUCAGUGAUUCAGUUGAGUGUUGACCACGAACCGAGUGCGGAGCGUGGAAUAAUUGAAAAUAGAGGUGGUUUUGUUUCAAACAUGCCAGGAGAUGUUCCUCGAGUUAAUGGCCAGUUAGCUGUUUCCCGUGCCUUUGGAGAUAAGAGCCUCAAAUCUCACUUGCAGUCAGAGCCUGACAUAAGAGAUGCAGACAUAAAUGCUGAUGCUGAAGUACUCAUCCUCGCAAGUGAUGGCUUGUGGAAGGUGAUGAACAAUGAGGAAGCAGUGGAAAUUGCGAGAAAGUUUAAGGACCCACAAGCAGCGGCGAGGCAAUUGACCGCUGAAGCAUUAAGCAGAGAAAGCAAGGAUGAUAUAUCAUGCAUUGUUGUCCAAUUCAAGACAUGAAGCGGCUCUCGAUUCUUUCACAUUGUAGCCCCUAAGAUCUCGAUAUAUUGGGUUGGAUUUCUGAUAAAGUUAGUUAUAGACUGCGAAAAUAUUAGGGCAGGCUUGUUAGUUGUGCUUACUUGUAAAUGCUUUCUUAUUUCGUUCAUUUUUGGUGGGUUUUAUAUUUGUUUGAUUUCCGUGUCAAUGCCUUAGCUAGUCGACCGAAAGUUACACUUUUCUUCACGCGCUCGCAAAAGCGGUAUUUAGUUUGAUUGAUGGUUAAUGGAAUUGUUACAUUUUUCGUAGCUAUAAGAUCCUACUGUUACUUUUUCUCAUUA
Molecule: messenger RNA, 1511 nt
Organism: Ananas comosus (pineapple)
Lineage: Eukaryota; Viridiplantae; Streptophyta; Magnoliopsida; Poales; Bromeliaceae
Product: probable protein phosphatase 2C 41
Exons: 6
Coding region: 340-1194 (284 amino acids)
Biological process (GO): protein dephosphorylation
Cellular component (GO): cytosol; nucleus
Molecular function (GO): protein serine/threonine phosphatase activity
Source: RefSeq, a predicted model, not a curated record